Molecule: messenger RNA, 1541 nt
Organism: Cicer arietinum (chickpea)
Lineage: Eukaryota; Viridiplantae; Streptophyta; Magnoliopsida; Fabales; Fabaceae
Product: putative clathrin assembly protein At1g33340
Biological process (GO): vesicle budding from membrane; clathrin coat assembly; clathrin-dependent endocytosis
Cellular component (GO): clathrin-coated pit; clathrin-coated vesicle
Molecular function (GO): 1-phosphatidylinositol binding; phosphatidylinositol-4,5-bisphosphate binding; clathrin heavy chain binding
Source: RefSeq, a predicted model, not a curated record
UUAAGGUCUCACUUUUUCUCCCCACUCACCUUUAUAUGUGCAUAUUUCUACAACUUCUGAAUUCUACACAUCAAAUUGUUCCAUUAAUUAGUCUUGGUGCAUUUUUGAACUUCUUCUCCUUUUUAUUUUUCUUCAUAAUAAGAAGAAGAAUAAUGGUUAUGGAUAUACAAAACAAAUUUCGUUUAGCUAUUGGCACAAUGAAAGAUCAAGCUUCAAUAGGCAAAGCCAUGAUGUACCAUCAACAACAUGAUGGCUUUUCCAACAUAGAAAUUGCAAUUCUUCAUGCCACUAGUCAUGGAAAUGGAACCAUUGAUGACAAAUACAUGCAUGAAAUUCUUUUCCAUGUAUCAAACUCAAAAGGGUCAAUCCCUUUUCUCGCCGAAAGAAUUUCGCGCCGCCUAUGCAAAACAAAAGAUAAUCUUGUUGCUCUCAAGACUCUUGUUUUGAUUCAUAGACUUCUUAGAGGUGGAAAUAGAUCAUUUGAACAAGAAUUAUGCAAAGCAUAUGUUUCUGGCCAUUUACAAAUUAGCAUAAGGUAUUGUGUCACAAAUAAUUUUUCUAACCCUUUAAUUUGUUUCCUACACAAUUAUGCAUCUUAUCUUGAAGAAAGGAUGAGUUGGCUCAUCAAUCAAGCUGGCAAACUUGAACCAAUUAUGUCUAAAGGGUUAGAAUUUAGAAGAUAUGAUGAAAAAUCUUUUGAUAUGGCAUUUAGAAUAUUGCCUAAGUGUCAAAUUCUUAUUGAUAAAGUUUUGGAAUGUUCACCAUAUGAUAUUUUAAGGUCAAAUAAUCAUAGUCUUGCUCAUGUUGCUAUGAGCAAUACUUUGAGAGAAAGUUUUCAAGUUUACAUGACAUUUUGUGAAGGCAUUGAAGCUCUUGUCAACAUGUUUUUUGAUUUAGAAUCAUCAGCUAGAGGCUUAGCUUGUGAAAUACUCAAGAAAAGUUGUAUUCAAACACAAAAGCUUCAUGAUCUUUAUCAAACUUGCAAAAAAGUGGUUGAAAACAAGAAUUUGGAGUACCCUUUUGUUCAAAUUAUUAGUAUGAAUCAUAUAAUGGCAUUGGAUCAAUUUGGUUGUGAACAAAAUAAAGUUGAAGCUUCAAAAGAGGUAGAUUUGGAAGUAAGAGCAAAAGAAAGGAAAAAAGAUGAAGAAAAAAUUUAUGUAAAUUUUUCAACAACACCAACACUUUUUUCAUGGACACUAGAGACUAAAAUAAGCAAGGUGUGGGUUGUUUUUGAAGAUGAAUUAGUUCCUAAAGAAUCACAAAUCCUUCCAACACAACAAAAGGUUGGAGUUUUGAUGAGUUCUUCAAUAUAGUUGUGGUAGAUUAAAUAAUUAUAUUAAUCACUUUCUCUGUUUUACAAGAUCUUAAAUAUGGAAGAGUAUAUGGUGCUAUACUAUAGCUUUUGUAAUCUAUGUAUAAAUGUCUUUGUGAUAAACAUAGGAACUAGUAUUUAGAAGAAAAUACAAAUAUAGAAUAGGUGAUUUUGGUCUUUGAGGUGUGAACCUAACAGGAAUUAUAUAUCUUAUUGUAAUUUUUUCGUA